AUGCAGUCUGCGGUCGAGGAGCAGGACUUUGCCGCUGCCGCCACGCUUCGCGACCAACUCUCCGACCUGCGCCAAAAGGAUCCCGCCUUUCUCGCCAGCAACCUGCGCGAGCGGCUCGAGGUGCUGGUGCGGCGCGAGUCCUACGGGGAGGCCGCGACGACGCGCGACCAGCUGCUUGUGCUUCGGCGGUUCCAACCGCAGUACCAGCUCGCCGGCUUGUGGAAGGGGGUGUAUCCCAACCACGGCGAGGCGACCGUCAAGAUCCACUACGAGGGCGACACCCUCGUCGCAGUCAAGAUGACGGGCGACGAGCACGUGCCCGCGGGCGAGACAACCUUCCGCGCCGAUCUGACGACGCCGUGGCAGGAGGGCGCCUCCGUCGAGGAGAUCGACGAGGAGGAGCUGGUCGGCGUGCGUGUGGAGGUUGUCUCUGUCGGCUCGGACGGCUCGGAGCAGCGCGAGGUCGAGCGAUACCAUGGCGAGGGCCGCGUCGCUGCGCGCGGCUUCCAGCACGCGCACUACGUGCCCGGCCAGCUUAUCCUGGUCGAGCCAGACACGAUCGGCUUCCUCUGGCAGCAGAUGGGCAUCUUCGUGGUCUUCAACCGCGAGCAGGACGGGCCCGGAGAGAUGAUGAUCGAGCAGCGGGCCGUUGACGCCUAG
Messenger RNA from Emiliania huxleyi CCMP1516, 660 nucleotides. RefSeq lists its product as hypothetical. The transcript is spliced from 3 exons. NCBI's taxonomy places the organism in Eukaryota, Haptophyta, Isochrysidales, Noelaerhabdaceae. The record is from RefSeq and is a predicted model, not a curated record. Gene Ontology annotation, molecular function: protein binding. Bases 1 to 660 code for a protein of 219 amino acids. Gene Ontology annotation, cellular component: thylakoid membrane. Gene Ontology annotation, biological process: singlet oxygen-mediated programmed cell death; response to singlet oxygen.